Molecule: messenger RNA, 1805 nt
Organism: Lathyrus oleraceus (garden pea)
Lineage: Eukaryota; Viridiplantae; Streptophyta; Magnoliopsida; Fabales; Fabaceae
Product: soyasapogenol B glucuronide galactosyltransferase
Exons: 1
Coding region: 107-1600 (497 amino acids)
Molecular function (GO): UDP-glucosyltransferase activity
Source: RefSeq, a predicted model, not a curated record
AUUAACAAAUUGUAUUUUUAAAAAAAUGUUUAAUGUCUGUUUUAAAUAGUACAGCUUCUGCGUUUUCUUCAUCUCUAUUUCCUGUGAGUCAUUUGAUUCUAAAAGAAUGGAAUCUCAAGAAUCCCAUCACAAACUACAUGUAAUUUUUGUCCCAUAUCCAACACCUGGACAUAUGAAUCCCAUGAUUGACACAGCAAGGCUAUUUGCCCAACAUGGUGUUAAUGUUACCAUCAUCACCACACAUGCCAUUGCUUCAACCUUCCAAAAAACCAUUGACACUGACUUCAAUUCUGGAUAUUCCAUCAAAACUCAGCUUAUUCACUUCCCUUCAGCUCAAGUUGGUCUCCCUCAUGGUGUUGAAAACAUCAAAGACGCCACUUCCCUUGAAAUGCUUCGUAAAAUCAACCAUGGAAUAUCUAUGCUCCAAGAUCCAAUCGAGGCUCUGUUUCAAGAUCUUCAACCAGAUUGCAUAGUCACUGAUAUGAUGCAUGCUUGGACUGUGGAAGCAGCUGCAAAACUAGGUAUUCCAAGGAUUUACUAUUACAGCUCAAGCUAUUUCUCCAACUGUGCAUCUCACUUUAUCAGAAAGUAUAGACCUCAUGAUAAUUUAGUUUCUGAUACACACAAAUUUACAAUUCCUGGUUUGCCUCAUACCAUUGAGAUGACACCUCUGCAGAUUCCUGAGUGGUUAAGGGAGAAGAAUUCCGCCAAAGACUAUUUUGAACCAAUGUUUAAAUCUGAGGAAAGAAGCUAUGGGACACUCUACAAUAGUUUUCAUGAACUUGAAAGUGAUUAUGAGAAGCUUAGUAAAACUACAAUGGGGAUCAAAUCAUGGGGUGUAGGACCAGUUUCAGCUUGGGCUAAUAUGGAUGAUGAUAGAAAGACUAUUAGGGGACAAAGAGAGGAACUUGGAAAAGAAUCUGCAGAGUUGUUAAACUGGCUUAACUCAAAGCAAAAUGAGUCUGUUUUGUAUGUAAGUUUUGGAAGCCUUACUAGGCUUUCUCAUGAACAGAUUGUGGAAAUAGCUUAUGGACUUGAAAAUUCAAGUCAUAGUUUCAUUUGGGUUGUUAGAGAAAAUGAUAAAAAUGAAGACAAAGAAGGUUUCCUACAAGAUUUUGAGGAAAGGAUGAAAGAAAGCAAAAAGGGUUAUAUCAUAUGGAACUGGGCACCACAGCUUCUGAUAUUGGAUCACCCUGCAACAGGAGGGAUUGUAACUCAUUGUGGUUGGAACUCAAUCCUUGAAAGCCUGAGUGUUGGUUUGCCAAUGAUCACAUGGCCAAUGUUUGCUGAGCAAUUUUACAAUGAGAAGUUGCUUGUUGAUGUUUUAAAAAUUGGAGUUUGUGUUGGAUCAAAAGUGAACAAGUUUUGGCUUAGCAUUGGAGAAGAUCAUGUAGUGGUGAGAAGGGAAGAUAUUGCAAAGGCUGUUGAGAUUUUGAUGGGAAGUAGUCAAGAGAGCAAAGAAAUGAGGAUUAGAGCAAAAAAGCUUGGUGAUGCUGCCAAGAGGACUAUAGAGGAGGGUGGAGACUCUUACUACAACUUGAUUCAGUUGAUUGAUGAGCUGAAAUCAUUGAAAAAAUCUAAAGCAAAUGGUGAGAAAUAAGAUUAGAUGAUUGCAAUGAAGGAGUAGUAAUCUUGGUAUUUCAGGAAGUGUAGCUUUUGAAGGCUUUGAAUAUGAUGAAACAACAUACAAUCAACCCUGUGCACUGCAAUGGUGAUAAAAUAAGUUAGUUAUUUCUUGUUAUACUAAGCAAUUGUCAUAUUAAGCUAAGAAAAAGAUUUUAAGAUGAAUUAAAUUUUGUUGUCUA